Molecule: messenger RNA, 1098 nt
Organism: Plasmopara halstedii
Lineage: Eukaryota; Oomycota; Peronosporomycetes; Peronosporales; Peronosporaceae
Product: 18s rrna biogenesis protein rcl1
Exons: 1
Coding region: 1-1098 (365 amino acids)
Biological process (GO): endonucleolytic cleavage of tricistronic rRNA transcript (SSU-rRNA, 5.8S rRNA, LSU-rRNA); ribosome biogenesis
Cellular component (GO): nucleolus
Molecular function (GO): RNA endonuclease activity
Source: RefSeq, a predicted model, not a curated record
AUGGCAUCUCGUUCCACUUCGCGUGUUACCGUGCUACGCUUCCAGGGGUGCGCACACUUUCGUCAGCGAUUAAUUUGUGCUAUUCUCAGCGGUCGUCCGUUAAUAAUUGAAAAUAUUCGCUCAGAGGACGAAAACCCAGGGCUUGCGGCUUUUGAAGCAAAUCUAUUGCGGCUGUUAGACCGCAUAACGAGUGGCAGCCGUCUAGAAAUCAACGAAACAGGCACAAAACUCAAGCUCCAACCAGGACUCGUGCUAGGUGGACAAAUUACUCAUGAUUGUGGCACUGGACGCGCCAUUGGUUGGUUUCUGGAGGUUUUGGCGGUCCUUGCGCCAUUUGCCAAGCAGCCGCUGCACGCAACACUGGACGGCGUGACCAACGACCAUAUAGACAACUCAGUGGAUAAUUUCAAGGCCACAACAUUGCCACUUUUGCGACAUUUUGGUCUGGAUGAUGGACUAGAUUUCGUGGUGAAAAAGCGUGGCGCACAACCCCUCGGAGGUGGACAGGUAAUAUUCCGGUGUCCGCUCAUACGCCAGCUCAAGGCUAUCUCCCUGACAGAGGAAGGCUUUAUCAAACGCAUUCGUGGUGUCGCGUACAGUACGCGAGUGUCCCCGCAAACGUCCAAUCGCAUUGUUGAAAGCAGUCGUGGUCUAUUCAAUAAGUUGCUCCCCGACGUAUACAUUUACUCAGACCACUUUAAAGGCGUGGAAUCAGGACACUCUCCGGGUUUCGCAUUGAGUUUAGUUGCUGAAACGACCACUGGUGUCUUCUUAGGGUCCGAAGCGGCAGCUGAGCCGGGAGAUUUGCCUGAAGAUGUGGCUACACGAGCUUCACACGCGCUAUGUGAAGAGAUACAAAGAGGGGGGUGCGUUGACUCAACAAAUCAAACGAUUGUGCUGCUGCUUAUGGCGCUCGGACCGGAAGAUGUUGCCAAGGUGCGCAUAGGCAAGCUUACACCCCACAGUAUUUCGUGUUUACGCCUCUUGCGCGAAUUUUUUGGCGUCACCUUCAAGAUUAAACCUGACCCUGAGACCAAGACAGUGCUGCUCUCCUGCCUAGGUGUUGGCUUCAAGAACUUGGCCAAGAAGGUCACGUAA